This is a messenger RNA of Lathyrus sativus (Indian pea), 1518 nucleotides long. The record is from the annotation of a GenBank genome assembly. NCBI's taxonomy places the organism in Eukaryota, Viridiplantae, Streptophyta, Magnoliopsida, Fabales, Fabaceae.
AUGUCUUCUGCAGCAAUAACAGUUCUAGCUUUCCUUUUCAUCACUUUCACAUACUUUUUAUUCACAUUCUUCUCUAAUCCAAAACACAAAAAGCCACCAGGUCCACCAGCUCUUCCAAUCAUCGGAAACCUUCACCUGUUAGGCAAACUUCCACAUCGAGCACUUCAAUCACUCUCCAAAAAAUAUGGUCCAAUCAUGUCCAUGCAACUUGGUCAAGUACCAGCUGUUGUCAUUUCAUCUUCAAAAGCAGCAGAACUAUUUCUCAAAACUCAUGACUUAGUUUUUGCAAGCAGACCAACGACUCAAGCAUCUGAUAUCCUGUAUUACGGUUCCAAAGGGUUGGCUUUUUCUGAAUAUGGUCCUUAUUGGCGUAGUCUGAGGAAACUUUUCACUUUGAAACUUCUUACUGCUUCCAAAGUUGAGAUGUUUGCUCCUAUUAGAAAACAAGAGUUGGGUGUUUUGGUUAAAUCAUUGGAGAAAGCUGCUUUAGCGGGCGAGGUUGUGAAUGUUAGCGAGGCUGCAGAGAACGUUAUAGAGAAUAUUGCGUAUAAGAUGGUGCUAGGUAGGAGUAAGUAUGAGGAAUUUGACUUGAAGGGGUUGGUUCAACAAGCAACGUCUUUGUUUGGAGCUUUUAAUCUUGCUGAUUAUGUUCCUUGGCUUGGCAUACUUGAUAUUCAGGGAUUAACACGAGCUUGCAAAAAAGCCAAUAGAGCAGUUGAUGAUGCACUAGAGGUGAUAAUAACACACCAUGAACAAGUUACUAAUGUAGACAAAAAUCGUCACGAAGAUUUCAUGGACAUACUUCUUUCAAUUGUAUAUCAAGCUACUGAUGAGGAGAAUGAACCAAAUAAUGUUCUUGAUCGAACUAACAUCAAAGCUAUUUUACUCGACUUGUUAAUAGCAACAAUUGAUACAUCGUCUACUGCAAUUGAGUGGACUUUAUCUGAACUUGUCAGGCAUCCAAGAGUCAUGAAAAUCUUGCAAAAUGAAAUACAAAAUGAAGUGGGAAAUAAAAGAAUGGUUGAAGAAAAAGAUUUGAAGAAGUUGAAUUACUUAGAUAUGGUGAUUGAUGAAGUCUUAAGACUUUAUCCAAUUGCACCCUUACUAAUCCCUCGGGAAUCUAGGGAGAGCAUAACAAUUGAUGAUUAUUUUAUAAAAGAAAAGACACGAGUUCUAGUAAAUGCAUGGGCAAUAGGAAGAGAUCCUAAUGUUUGGUCUGGAAAUGUUGAAGAAUUCUAUCCAGAGAGAUUCAUUGAUAAGAAAAUGAAUUAUCUAAAACAAGAGUUUGAAUCAAUACCGUUUGGUUCUGGUCGUAGGGGUUGUUCUGGAAUUCAAAUGGGUUUAACUACAGUUAAAUUUGUUGUAGCCCAAUUGGUGCAUUGUUUUAAUUGGGAACUUCCAUAUAAUAUGAAUCCUUCUAAUUUAAGCAUGGAGGAGAAAUUUGGACUUACUAUGCCAAGAGCUCAACAUUUACACGCAAUACCCACAUAUCGUUUGGUUGAGGUCGAGCUUGAAUAA